Messenger RNA from Saxophila tyrrhenica, 1674 nucleotides. It is a transcript of the gene PCM1, whose product is annotated as Phosphoacetylglucosamine Mutase. The transcript has a single exon. NCBI's taxonomy places the organism in Eukaryota, Fungi, Ascomycota, Dothideomycetes, Mycosphaerellales, Extremaceae. The record is from RefSeq and is a predicted model, not a curated record. Gene Ontology annotation, biological process: carbohydrate metabolic process; UDP-N-acetylglucosamine biosynthetic process. Gene Ontology annotation, molecular function: phosphoacetylglucosamine mutase activity; magnesium ion binding. Bases 1 to 1674 code for a protein of 557 amino acids.
AUGGCCGACUCCAACGCUGGCAUAUUCGACCCGGACGGCAAGUAUGAGCAAGGCGUGCUCCAGGUCUCCAAAGAGUACCCAAGACCGAAGGAUGGAGCCGAUUUCGUCUAUGGCACGGCUGGCUUCCGCAUGAAGGCCGAUAAGCUGCCCUCCGUCGCCAUGACCGUUGGCAUACUUGCUGGCUUGCGAUCGCGGAAACUCCACGGUCAGACGAUCGGUGUCAUGAUCACGGCAUCGCACAACCCGGCGGAAGACAAUGGCGUCAAGAUUGUGGAUCCGCAGGGCGAGAUGCUGGAGCAGGAAUGGGAGAAGUACGCGACCUACAUCGCCAAUGCGAAGGACCAACAGGAGGCGCAGAACGCGUACAUGUGGAUGGUGAAGGAGGUCCGGAUAGACCAGAAGAAGCCGGCCAACGUCAUUUUCGCACGGGAUACAAGGCCGUCGGGCGAGGAGCUUGUCCGGGCGCUGAAGUCUGGGCUGGACGCAACUGGCGUGACCUCGGUCGACUAUGGCAUUCUUACAACACCUCAACUGCACUACCUGGUGAAGGCGACAAACACCAAGGACACCUCACAUCCUUACGGUGAGGUAUCGGAAGAAGGCUACUACAACAAGAUGGCCUCCGCCUUCAAAACCGCGAUUGAGGGGAUCAAACCCAACGGAUCAGUCACGGUGGACUGUGCGAAUGGUGUCGGCGCACCAAAGUUGAAGGAGCUCUUGAAGCACUUGCCAUCUAGCUCAGAGUCUGGCCUCGACAUCCGUGUCGUCAACGACAACGUCUCGAACGCAGAGGUUCUCAACAAAGACUGCGGCGCGGACUUUGUCAAGACCCAACAGCGUGCCCCAGCCGGCUUUGACGGUAAGCCAUACGAACGAUGGGCCUCUUUUGAUGGCGACGCCGAUCGCAUCGUCUACUACUUCACCACCGAAGGCUCCAUCUUCCGGCUGCUGGACGGUGACCGCAUCGCCACCCUUGCUGCGAACUUCCUUGGAGAGCUUGUCCAAAAGUCAGGCCUAGCAGACAAGAUUACGAUUGCUGUCGUUCAGACCGCAUAUGCCAACGGCAGCUCGACCCGCUACAUCGAACAGACCCUCAAGCUCAGAUGCGAAUGCACCUCCACCGGCGUCAAGCACCUCCAUCAUGUUGCCGCCCGCUCAGAUAUCGGUGUCUACUUCGAAGCCAACGGCCACGGAACCGUGCUCUUCUCCCCGCAAACGCUCAAGCGCAUCCACAACCACCAGCCCGAAUCGCCUGCGCAGCUCGAAGCACUCACCACCCUCCGCGCGCUCACGGAUCUGAUAAAUCAAACCGUCGGCGAUGCCAUCUCGGACUUUCUGCUCGUCGAAACGAUACUCGCGCACAAAGAGUACACCGUCCGCGAAUGGCUGGCCACGUACACGGAUAUGCCGAAUAAGCUUGGCAAGCAGCGUGUUGCCAACCGAGCAGACUUCGUCACCGUGCCCGACUCAGCAGAGAGGAGAUUAGAGAAACCUGCAGGGCUGCAGGAGCGGAUCGACGAGAUCGUGGCGAAGUAUAAGGACGGCCGGUGUUUCGUCCGAGCCAGCGGGACUGAGGACGUGGUGCGAAUAUACGGCGAAGCGAGCGAGGUGUUCGACUGUGAGAACAUGGUUCGAGAGGUCGGUGGCGAGAUCGAGCGGAGAUUCGGGCCGUGA